Molecule: messenger RNA, 243 nt
Organism: Cynara cardunculus var. scolymus (artichoke)
Lineage: Eukaryota; Viridiplantae; Streptophyta; Magnoliopsida; Asterales; Asteraceae
Product: prefoldin subunit 1
Biological process (GO): protein folding
Cellular component (GO): prefoldin complex; cytoplasm
Molecular function (GO): protein folding chaperone
Source: RefSeq, a predicted model, not a curated record
AUGCGAAACAAGGAAAGUGAAAAGAAGCGUGCUUAUCUAACAUUGGAGGAACUGCGGCAGUUGUCUGAUGACACAAACACCUACAAAUCAAUAGGGAGAACGUUUGUCUUAGAACCAAAGCCAUUAAUGGAUGAACGAGAAAAGAAGCUCAAGGAUAGUGAAACUGCAAUUGCCUCCUUACAGGUUUGCUCCUUAGUUUCUUAUGUACUUUUUGCUGCAUACUGCUAAGUUGUUCUAAAUAGU